AGGUGGGCCGAGGAGACCGAGGGCUGGACGUGGUACACCUGGCUGAGCUUCUACAUUCCCUUCUUUGGCUGGAUCCGCACCUACCAGUGGAGGAACUGGCUGCUGUGGGAUGUUGCCGCCGGCCUGUCCACCGGCGCCAUGGUCAUCCCCCAGGGCAUGUCGUACGCCAACCUGGCGGGCCUGCCCUACGCCUUUGGCUUGUACGGCGCCUUUGUUCCCUGCAUCGUGUAUGCCUUCUUUGGGACAUCCAGGCAGCUGGUUGUUGGUCCUGUGGCGGUCACCUCCAUCCUGCUGGGCAACGGCCUGUCCGACUUCAUGCCGUCUGAGGAGGACCCCAACAACCCGGUGGACGCCCAGGUCCAGGAGAACUACAACCACGCCGCCAUCCAGAUUGCCUUCAUCGCCGGCUGCUUCUACUUUGCCUUCGGCCUGUUCCGCAUGGGCUGGAUCACCAACUUCUUGUCGAGCGCCAUGAUCUCUGGCUUCAUGUCUGGCGCCUCCAUCAUCAUCGCCCUGUCCCAGGCAAGCACCAACUGGGCUGGCGUCAAGUACAUUCUGGGCCUGAAGAUCCCUCGCACCGACACCCUCCAGGACUCUCUGGACGAGCUGUUCAGCAACCUGAGCCAGUUCAAGUGGCGCGAGUUCUGCAUGGGCAUGUCCUUCAUCUUCCUGCUGCUCGCCUUCCAGUACCUGUCCCGCACCUACAAGCGGAUGGCUUACCUCAAGGCGCUGGGCCCGCUCACCGUGUGCGUCAUCUCCAUCGCCCUCAUGAACAUCUUCAACUGGUAUGAGCCCAAGGACAAGCCCUACAUCAAGCCCAUCGGCAACAUCCCCAGCGGCCUGCCCAGCUUCACCGGCAGCUGGUGGCUGCCCCUGUUUGACGUUGGCCGCCAGAUGACGCUGGCUGUGCUCAUCUGCAUGAUCGAUGUGUGCGAGUCCAUCUCCAUUGCCAAGGCGCUGGCCAAGGUGAACAAGUACCAGCUCAACUUCACCCAGGAGCUGCGCGGCCUGGGCAUUGCCAACAUCGCGGGCGCCCUGUUCAGCGCCUACACCACCACCGGCUCCUUCUCCCGCUCCGCCGUCAACAACUCUGUCGGCGCCCAGACCCCUCUGGCCAACAUGACCACCGGCCUGAUGAUCAUGGUGACCCUGCUGUGGAUCACCCCGGUGUUCAAGAACAUGAGCCAGAACGUGCAGGGCGCCAUCAUCAUUGUGGGCGUGCUGCAGCUGUUUGACUACCCCGAGUUCCUGUACCUGUGGAAGAUCAACAAGUUUGACUGGCUCGUCUGGGUGGCCUGCUUCCUCACCACCCUGUUUGCAGGCGUGGAGAUCGGUAUCGCCGUUGGCGUGGGCCUGUCGCUGGUGGUGGUGAUCUACAAGGUUGCCUUCCCACGCAUCACCCAGCUGGGCCGCCUGCCAGGCACCAACAUCUACCGCAGCGUGCGCAUGUACCCUGAUGCUGAGCCCACCCGUGGCGUGCUGAUGCUGCGCAUUGACGCGCCGCUGUGGUUCGCUGCCAUCGAGUAUGUGCGCAAUGAGGUGCAGCGGCGCCGGGCAGAAGACAAGCAGUCUGGCGACCCCGUUCGUGUUGUUGUGCUCGAUUUGGCGCCCGUCACUGAUGUGGAUGCCACUGGCAGCCACUUCCUGGACGACUUGGUGGACGAGCUUAACGAUGAUUCCAUCAAACUGGUGCUGGGCAACCCCUCGCAGCAGGCAAGUGGCGGGCCUGGACCAGUCGCCCCUUUCCAUCUUUGCCAUCCAUGCUUUUUUUUCCUUCCUUCCAACCCAACACUUCUGCAUGCGCUGAUAGGUUGUGCUGUCCCCUUCCGUGCCCACCUGCAGGUGCUGCUGGCGCUCAAGCGCGCAAGCCUGGAUCGCAAGAUUGGGCGGCAGAACAUACAUGUCAACAUGGCUGACGCCGUGGCGCAUGCAGCCGCCCUUGCGCAGGCCCACAACAAGACUGAGCCGGUGGAGGCUGUGUGA
Chlorella variabilis is the source of this 1983-nucleotide messenger RNA. RefSeq lists its product as hypothetical. NCBI's taxonomy places the organism in Eukaryota, Viridiplantae, Chlorophyta, Trebouxiophyceae, Chlorellales, Chlorellaceae. The annotation marks the transcript as partial. Gene Ontology annotation, cellular component: membrane. The record is from RefSeq and is a predicted model, not a curated record. The transcript has 11 exons. Gene Ontology annotation, biological process: transmembrane transport.